UGGGAACUGUUCCCAUCUGACCUCCCGCCGUCAUGUUCGACUCCUGGGUCAAGUGGAGCGGGACGUUUUUGCGCGUGAUCGGUCUGCGCGCGUGAAACACGGGAAUGAAAUGAAGAAGAGGUCCACGAUGAUGAUGAUGAAGAUAAUGAUGAUGAAGAUGAAGAUAAUGAUGAUGAUCCGGUCUCCUCUGCGUCGGUAACCAUGGGCGCGCACCUCCUGGAGUCCAACUCCAGCGGCAACUUCACCCCGGCGGUGUCCACCGGGUCCGGGAUCGUCCUGCCGGGCUACCUGGCGGUGGUCUCGUCGGUCCUCAUGGUGACCCUGGACGUGGUCGUGGUGGCCGGAAACGCGCUGGUCAUCAUGGCUUUCAUUGUGGAUAAGACCCUGAGGAACCAGAGCAACUACUUCUUCCUCAACCUGGCCAUAUCCGACUUCCUCGUGGGUGCCUUCUGCAUCCCCAUGUACAUCCCGUACAACCUGACGGGCCGCUGGAUGCUCGGCAGGGGGCUGUGCAAGGUGUGGCUCAUCAUGGACUACCUGCUCUGCACCGCCUCCGUCUUCAACAUCGUGCUCAUCAGCUACGACCGCUUCCUGUCAGUCACCAGAGCGGUCAGAUACCGAGCGCAGCGGAACAUGACCCGCCAGGCGGUGCUGAAGAUGGUGGCGGUGUGGGCGCUGGCCUUCCUCCUCUACGGCCCCGCCAUCAUCUUCUGGGAGGCCAUCGUCGGCGACAGCGUCGUCCCGUCUCACGAGUGCUUCGCCGAGUUCUACUUCACCUGGUACUUCCUGUUCAGCGCCUCCACCUUCGAGUUCUUCACGCCGUUCGUGUCCGUGGCGUUCUUCAACCUCAGCAUCUACCUGAACAUCCACCGGCGCACCAAGAACGCCAACGCCGUCGCCGAGGACGCCGCCCGGGCGGCGCGGCCCGUUGCCGCCUCCGCCGGCUGGUCCGUGUUCUUCGUGAAGACCCGGAAAGUGUCGUCCAGCGAGCCCGCCGCCAUCACCGCGGUCAUCGAGGACCACGUGGACGCCAUGUCGCCGUCCUCCUGCAACGACAGUCACAUAUUCCUGCAGCGGGAGAAGUUCUCUCCGAACCGGACCAACCCGCCGCGGUUGUUUCAGCACGCGGCGGCGGGGGCGGCGUCCGGCCGCACCACGCAGGCGGCGCGUCUCUCCCGGGACAAGCAGAUCGCCAAGUCUCUGGCCAUCAUCGUCUGCAUCUUCGGGGUCUGCUGGGCGCCGUACACGCUGCUGAUGAUCAUCCGCGCCGCCUGCAGCGGCCGCUGCGUGGCGAACUACUGGUACGAGAUCUCGUUCUGGCUGCUGUGGCUCAACAGCGCCAUCAACCCGUUCCUGUACCCGCUGUGCCACAGCAGCUUCCGGAGGGCUUUCUCCAAGAUCCUGUGUCCCAGGAGGCAGUCGGUGCAGCCGCAGGUCGAGGCUCAGUCCUGUUAAAAAACAGAAACUAAAUGCACUUCCACGCUUCUUUUUUUACGAAUGCGGCGGUGCACCCCGCCUCAUUUAUUCCGUUCUUCCAUUUGGACAAUCCGGGCUUUUCAAAAUAAGAGGCGGCGUUGGCGCCGAGGCGAGGAUUGUUCGCCGCAUAUCCGACAGCAAUACAGCGCGACGCGAGCCCUGUUCACGCGGGACCAGCGUUACCGUGGGGACCAGCGUGAUAUCCCCCCCCCCCCCCCCCCCGCUGGGUUUCAGAACUUGAAUUCACUGGCGUUAUUCCCACGGAUAUUAUGCCGAGGCUCUGCGUGGCAUCGCUCAUAUUAGAAAAAAAUAAUUGUCUUAGUACGUUCGAAUUUAAUUAAAUGACAUUAAAUAUUACCAUCUACGUUUGGCGAAAAGACGCAUCCCAAAAAUUGAGGUUAGAACUUUAAAUGCACGAUUGCGCAAUGCGGCCUCGGUAAUUCUCUCUGGAAUAAGGGUUACCACAAAAAUCGGAGAGAUGGCCGAUUCGCAGGCACUGCUUUGGAUCACGUGACCUGUGUUUGGCAAAGAAAUAUGGCAGGUAGUUAGAGGUGUAGACCAGAGGUCACCAGAGGUCACCAGAUCAUAUCAGUACCGCGUGACCGGGGCUUCAGUCGUGACAUUUAUUGGAGGGGGGGGAAUAACUUUAAGUUAUAAUAUUCACAGACAAUCUGUAAGUAGGACAGGAAGGACGGUUAAAGUUCUCGGUGCUGUAAAAAAACGAUGACUGAAGCAGUCAGACGGAAGAUAACAAUUAUGAUUACGAUAUUGUACGAGCGAUAAAUACUCCCGGUAAGUUUGUUAGAUUAUGGUCUGAAAAGCAGACGGCGAGAUAAACCGCUCGACGGCUGUUCGGAUCAAAUGGACGAUUUCCGGUUCCUUUUAUUCUGCGCCCACACACAAUGUUUUCGCUUUCAAAAUAUGUCUCAUGUAAGGCAGAGAGGUUUUUUUUUUCUUCCUUUUUUUCUCCUUCAAAUUCAGGUUUAUCAUCAUCCAGCAAUAGGAGGACACAUGUGGAGUUCAAAGCACCCGAAAAAAGAAGAGAAGAACCCGUAUUUGUUUACUGUGGGAACUUUUAGCGCAGUGAUGUUCAUUUUAUCUGAAAAAAACAGGCUCUGGAGGCAGCAGGGGGGGGGGGGUGGGGGGGUUGGAUGUUAUCUGCAAAUACAAAAAAAAAGAAGACGACGAAGAAGAAGAAUGUGUUCUUGUUGAUGUUUUAAAAUGUACAGACCUAGCAGCAUUACACCUUUUUGUACAUUCAUAUCUAUGCCGAGCUAGAUUGGUCGUGUUCCUGAAGUGCAGUAUUUAUUUAAAGACUUGACUGGUUUUUAUAACCACCCAAACUACUUGACUACUUUGUAUCUUGGCUAUGAAUGUGUUGGUGUAAGUAGCCAAAGAAAGAAUAAAACGAAACACUGCCAAAAGGCGUCCUAA
This is a messenger RNA of Pseudoliparis swirei, 2910 nucleotides long. Its product is annotated as histamine H3 receptor. Gene Ontology annotation, biological process: adenylate cyclase-activating adrenergic receptor signaling pathway. Bases 202 to 1455 code for a protein of 417 amino acids. The transcript is spliced from 3 exons. Lineage: Eukaryota; Metazoa; Chordata; Actinopteri; Perciformes; Liparidae. Gene Ontology annotation, cellular component: membrane. The record is from RefSeq and is a predicted model, not a curated record. Gene Ontology annotation, molecular function: histamine receptor activity.